ACCCCUGCUGCUUAGCACAGCUGUACUGUUUAUAUGUAUAAGGAGAAGGAAGCUCUGUAACAAAUCUGCUGCUUAGCCACACUGAAAGAUUUCUAUUUUUUUUUUACAUAAAGUUUCCUUGGCAUUCAAUUCCAUGUCAACAAAUGGCCACUGCUGCACGUCCUGCUGCUCCUACUACUACUGCGGCUGCUGUCGCUGCUGCUGAAAAGCGAGGGGCUCUACGUUUGCUGGGCAAGACUCUGACCAGGUUGGAGCAAAGAUUGCAUGCAUUAAAUGUUCAGUUUAAGCAGCUGGAUCGCACUGCAGAAAACUUGUUACAGAGGUUUGAAGCCCAUAGCGAGUCACUUGCGAAGCAGGCUGGACAAGAUGAAAUGUGGUCAUCAUUGCUAGAGGACAGAUUCACUAUCACAGAGGUUAAUUUGUUCUACAGUUAUGUUGUAGAUUGCCUCUGCUAUUUGCACAAGCGCAUACUGGAAAAAGUUCCAGAUCUCGUAAAUGGUCUCCCAACCCUUGCAUCAGUGCUAAAGAGAAAGGCCAAGAACCCUAGAAUUGGAGCGGCAUGGGAUGCCUCCCUUCAAGCGACAGGCCUCCAGUCCUGCAACGUACAGACACUGUGCACAUUCUUUGUAACACACAGUUACGAGGCAGAAUACUAUACAGUCAGCCAGAGGAAGAUGUACGCUACUGACCUGCAAACUAUGAUAAAGAGAGUAGUGAAAAACCAGAUUUUACAGGACAGCCUCUUAUGUGCUGUACGGCUAGUGGAGACAGGUGAUGCAAGAGAGAAACUGAAGGAAGAAGCUGGAACAAAAAAAAUUGUACCACCACCCAGAAGAAAAAAACUCUUGAGGAAGGGUUUAAAAUUUAAAUAAAUUUACCAAUAACUCUGAGCUUUAUUUACAUUCUGUUGUUUGGUCUUUUUUACCAGUGUUUGAGUGACAGAAUUAAAUAUAUGCACAAGCAAAUUGUCAAUUAUUCAGUGUAAGGGGACAAAGAGAGACUGUAAAGUGACUAUAAGAAUAGUUCCAUGAACUAUACAUUCUGUCAAGUACUGUUUGCUUUGCUCCAACAAUCCCUGUAUUACUUGUACCAUGAUGAUAAAUUGCCACACAGCUCUACUGACAGAAGCCGAAUUCAAUAUUAUAUGCAUUGAUAAUUACAUAAGACAAGAAUCCUAAGUAUCUGAAAAUUUGUAGCCCAGAAAGGACAUAGGGAAAAGUAAUAUAACUAAGAGCUUAGGAAUCGCAUCAAUGUAAGUAUUCUACAGGGUGAUUACAUCAUCAAAGUAACAUUUACUGCCGAAAUCUGAAGUACAUGAAGUGAGGUUGAAAGGCAGUAGAUUUGACAUUGAACAAUAUGAACUAUUUAUUCCCCGAGAGGAUAGUAAGACUACAGUAUCAACUCCCUGUCAGAAUGA
Protopterus annectens (West African lungfish) is the source of this 1417-nucleotide messenger RNA. RefSeq names its product single-pass membrane protein with coiled-coil domains 1 (gene SMCO1). Lineage: Eukaryota; Metazoa; Chordata; Ceratodontiformes; Protopteridae. The transcript has 3 exons. The record is from RefSeq and is a predicted model, not a curated record. Bases 144 to 872 code for a protein of 242 amino acids.